GUCACGACGUAUCUCCUCUGCCUCCCCAGUCACCCCGGGUCUUUCUCACCCCUCCCCUGCUUCUCAGCUCGGGAGACAAGGCUCGGUUCCAAGGGACCGGAAGGGGACCCGUCCAAGAUGAGCUGCCCAAACAUGGCUCUGCUGCGUGUCCUUUCCCGGGUCUCCGGUGCAGGACCAGCCAGCUGCCGAAGCCUGGCCCGAGGUCUGCACAGUAGUCCCUCCUCUUCCUCCUACAAGUAUGUGAAUGUGAAGGAGCCCACCAUGGACUUGAAAUCUGUGACUGACCGAGCUGCCCAGACCCUGCUAUGGACGGAGCUCUUCCGAGGUUUGGGGAUGACUCUGAGUUACUUGUUCCGGGAGCCCGCCACCAUCAACUAUCCCUUUGAGAAAGGCCCUCUGAGCCCCCGUUUUCGCGGGGAGCACGCCUUGAGGCGCUACCCUUCAGGGGAGGAGCGGUGUAUUGCCUGCAAACUCUGUGAGGCCGUCUGCCCAGCCCAGGCCAUCACCAUUGAGGCUGAGCCCAGGGUGGACGGCAGCCGGAGGACGACCCGCUAUGACAUCGACAUGACCAAGUGCAUCUACUGCGGCUUCUGCCAGGAAGCCUGCCCCGUGGACGCCAUUGUGGAGGGUCCCAACUUUGAAUUCUCCACCGAGACCCACGAGGAGCUGCUGUACAACAAGGAGAAACUUCUCAAUAACGGGGACAAGUGGGAAGCCGAGAUCGCUGCCAACAUCCAGGCGGACUUCCUGUACCGGUGAAGCCCCAGCUCCUGUGACACUCCCCUCAUGCCCCAACACUUCCCUCACGCCCCAUCUGGUCCAAGGGCAGCAGCUGCCCUCGGUCUGGGCCCCUUGGAAUAAAGCCUAGAAAUGUG
Molecule: messenger RNA, 875 nt
Organism: Dromiciops gliroides (monito del monte)
Lineage: Eukaryota; Metazoa; Chordata; Mammalia; Microbiotheria; Microbiotheriidae
Gene: NDUFS8
Product: NADH:ubiquinone oxidoreductase core subunit S8
Exons: 7
Coding region: 118-759 (213 amino acids)
Biological process (GO): mitochondrial respiratory chain complex I assembly; mitochondrial electron transport, NADH to ubiquinone
Cellular component (GO): membrane
Molecular function (GO): NADH dehydrogenase activity; 4 iron, 4 sulfur cluster binding
Source: RefSeq, a predicted model, not a curated record